AUGGACGCGAUCGCUGUCCAGCGCCAGAUCCGCGAGAACGCGUCGACGCUGCAAAACUACUACAGCGACCUCAAGGACUGGGAGGCGACGAUCGCCAAGAAGGAGCAGGCGCGCUCGACCUCGACCAAGAAGCCGCCACGCGUGCGCAAUGCGGUCGCGGUCCCUGUCCGUGGCUCGGCCGGCUCCGUCUCGAUCCAGCACCCGAUCAACGACGUGCACACGCCUGCACACGAGCCUGUGGCCAAAGCCGCGCCGGCGAGCCACGUCUACGACACGGGCUACAAGAAGUGGGACGCCUUCGACGUGAGGCCUCAUGGUCCGUCUACAGGCGCGCAAGAAGGUGGUCGUGACCAAGGCUGCGCCGCCGACGCCGACAAUCUCGCGGGAAGAGCUCGAAAAAGCGAUGGCAACAUGCACUUUAAAGCCGGCGAGUACGUUGCGGCGGUCGCUUGCUACACGCGGUCGCUGGGCUUCAACCCACGCAACCACAUUGUGCUCUCGAACCGUGCCAUGGCGCACCUCAAGCUCAAAGAGUACAUCAAGGCCGAGCAGGACGCGACGCUCGCUCUGCAGUACGAUAGCCGCCACGUCAAGUCGCUCUCUCGCCGGGCCACAGCGCGCAACGCGCUGGGAAAGCACCGGCUCGCGCUCUGUGAUGCCGAAGCCGCGCUGGCACUGGAGCCGACCAACAAGACGAUUGCGCUCCAGCUCAAGACGACACGCGAGGCGCUCAAGACCGCUGUGAAGCGAACACCAUCAACAAGCAUCCCGGUCACCGUCACAGUGGCACCUACAGUCGCUCCUACCGUCGCUGUAGCCGAGCCACCGGCCGUCUCCACCAACGAGGCACCGACCGCUCCCACUGACAAACUUCCAUUGCCGGUUGCUGCGCCGCCGUCCACAAAACUCACGCGGCCCAAGAUCAAGGUGCUUGUACCGACGAAAGCACCGACGACCUCGUACGAGUUUCAACGCGUGUGGAAGUCGUUCCAACACGCCGACGAGAUGCAGCAGCUGCGACGAACGUACCUUGGCCGGCUCCAGGUCGCGUUGCUGCCCAAGCUCUUUAAAGAUGCGAUCGAGCCGGAUCUGCUGCUCGAGAUCCUCGACGCACUCUCGGUCGAGAUGGACGCCAACGCUGUGGCGCUGCUGAUGCACUUGGCGCGCGUCCCGCGCUUCGACAUGGUCGUCCGUUUCUUCAGCGGUGACGAGCGCCAACACGUGGCUUCCGUCCUCGCGCAAGCCAGCGCCGUCGAGGGAUGCGAUGCGGCGGCGCUCAAGGCCGCUUAUGGCGUGUAA
This is a messenger RNA of Saprolegnia parasitica CBS 223.65, 1299 nucleotides long. RefSeq lists its product as hypothetical. Lineage: Eukaryota; Oomycota; Saprolegniomycetes; Saprolegniales; Saprolegniaceae. The transcript has 2 exons. The coding region runs from base 1 to 1299 and encodes 432 amino acids. The record is from RefSeq and is a predicted model, not a curated record. Gene Ontology annotation, molecular function: protein binding.